AUCUCCAUCGAGAAGCUUUCGGAAAUCAAAUUCAGAGUCAUCGAGCGAAUGAUGAACCGAUGCGUUCACGAGAAUUGCUUGGUGCAACCGUACAUGGCCUGGGUGUUGGCAAACGCAGUCCCUGUCUUCAUCGGAUCAGUUCUCGUCACAUAUGUCGCACCCGUAGCAGCCGGGAGUGGUAUCCCAGUGAUAAAAUGCUACCUGAACGGCGUGAAAGUUCCUGAAGUGGUCAGGAUAAAAACCCUCAUUGUCAAAGCGAUCGGGGUGAUCCUAAGUGUGGUAGGAGGCCUAGCUGUCGGGAAGGAAGGUCCCAUGAUUCAUUGCGGAGCCGUGAUAGCUGCUGGAAUCAGUCAAGGGAAGAGUACCUCUCUGAAAAAAGAUUUCCGCAUCUUCCACGAGUUCAGACAAGACCACGAGAAACGAGACUUCGUGUCUGCCGGAGCCGCUGCGGGUGUCGCGGCCGCUUUCGGAGCGCCCGUCGGCGGAGUGCUCUUCUCUCUGGAAGAAGGAGCGUCGUUCUGGAAUCAAGCACUGACAUGGAGAAUUUUCUUCUGCUCAACUGUCAGUGCUUUUGUGUUAUCCUUCUGCUUAUCGAUCUAUCACGGUGAGCCAGGUGUAUUGUCCAGCACCGGUUUGUUGAACUUCGGUACCUUCGGAAAUUCUGUGCAAUGGGAGAUCAUGGAGAUUCCUCUCUACGUCCUCAUGGGCGCGAUAGGAGGUGCUCUGGGAGCGCUCUACAACUACCUCAAUUACCGCCUUUCUGUCUUCCGGGCUCGAUUCAUCCACCAAAACUCAAUGAAAGUGCUCGAGAGUGUUCUUGUUGCCGUCAUGAGCGCCACCGUUGCUUUUAUCAUGAUCGAGCUGUCCAACGAUUGCUCCGCGCAAGAGGACGAAAAACAUACGGACAAUUCCCUCCAGUUCCACUGCAAAGACGGACGCUACUCAGCCAUCGGUCAACUAUGGUUCCAAACACCCGAAAAGUCCGUGCAGUCGCUCUUCCACAUGUCGCAAGGGACCUGGUCUCCUUACACCCUUAUGCCUUUCUUCCUAGUCUAUUUUAUCUUGAAUUGUUGGACCUACGGGUUGUCGGUGUCGUCUGGAGUCUUCAUCCCGACUCUGUUGAUGGGGGGUGUAUUCGGAAGGCUGUUCGGAAUGGGUGUCCGGAGCAUUGUGAACUACUGGGACUACGAUUGGGAUGUAAACUGCGGCAAAUUCGCCCUGAUCGGAGCCGCAGCCAUGCUGGGAGGCGUAGUGCGCAUGACGUUGUCGCUUUCUGUCAUUCUCAUUGAAGCCACCCGGAACAUCACUUUCUGUUUGCCCAUCGUCAUAACUCUCAUCGUCGCUAAAUGGGUCGGCGACUAUCUCUUCGAGGGUCUCUACGACUUCCACUUCCAGCUGGCGAGGGUUCCGUUCCUAAAUUGGGAAGCUCCGAAUGAAGGACACCAUAUAUACGCGAGCGAAAUUAUGGCUUUCCCUGUCACCACGCUUCCGCCCGUUAUCAAAGUAGGCGAUCUGAUGGACAUUCUCUCCAAGACAACGCACAAUGGUUUCCCAGUGACAGACGGCUGUCCAGACCCCGUGUCAGACCUCAAAAGCGGUCUUUCUGUCAACAGACCGAAGCACUUUGGAACAUUCCGAGGAUUGAUUCUACGUGACCAGCUGAUUGUACUCCUGCAAAACAAGAUCUUCAACGAGAGCGUCGACAUCGUGUGGUCCCGUGUGGGAAGUCGUGAUUUCCGGCAGCCGUAUCCCCGAUACGCGAGCGUCAACCAAGUUCACGUUUCGCUCAUGGAGAGAAACUUCCACAUCGAUCUGAGACCGUUCAUGAAUUUCUCAGCCUACAGUAUAUCGCAUAACUCCUCUCUCUUCCGGAUUCAUAAAUUGUUCCGGGCGCUUGGUCUUAGACAUCUGACGGUGGUCAACGAUCAGAACGAAGUAGUUGGAAUGAUCACUCGGAAAGACCUGGCUGUUUUCCGAACUCACAAUAGAUUCGGUAAAACGACUCUCGAGACCCUCCAUGUCUCUCACGGAUAGUACGGAAUUGAGCCCCCGUGUGCUUUGUAAAAAGAAGGAAAGAUAUAGUAGAACGUCGAGCUCAAGAGUUUAGCUCGAUGCGAGCAAUCUCGAGAUGUAAAAAUUGUUACUAUGAGGUUUUUGCCAAAUCUUCCAUCGGAAGCUGGUGUGCCGAUCUCAGGCUACAUCGAAGUUGUCGAACUUUUUUCGAUUUAACGUAUGACUGUUUUACCUGCGUCGAUUAUGAGAGAUUUAUGAGGGGAACCCUAAGUACUCUCCGGAUGAAAGCGGUUUUUUACUCGACCGUGGAACUCAAGAAACCCUCUGCGGAAUUGAGGGUUCGGAAUUUCAGGCCGAAGAUUUGUAUCAUAUAAGCUUAUAAAACGCCACAAGGAGGUGGAAUAAAGAUCAUCUGA
Molecule: messenger RNA, 2429 nt
Organism: Galendromus occidentalis (western predatory mite)
Lineage: Eukaryota; Metazoa; Arthropoda; Arachnida; Mesostigmata; Phytoseiidae
Gene: ClC-b
Product: chloride channel protein 7
Exons: 11
Coding region: 49-2034 (661 amino acids)
Biological process (GO): chloride transport; transmembrane transport
Cellular component (GO): lysosomal membrane; intracellular membrane-bounded organelle
Molecular function (GO): chloride transmembrane transporter activity
Source: RefSeq, a predicted model, not a curated record